ACUUCCUGUUCUGGGCUCUCUGGUAUGCUAAUGCUAACUUGGUGCUACGCUAGCAUCGGUGUUGUGUAGCUAGUUUUCAGUUUACUGCCAUGAAUUCAGCCUGAGCUAUUAUACCCGGUUUAGUCAAACGUCAAGUGGCUGCUUGGACAGCUGGGUGUCUGCCAUGUAUCCCUCUGGUAAAUACAGCUCACGGGGCCCGGCUCUUAUCCCGCGGAUGAAAACCAAGCACCGGAUCUACUACAUCACCCUCUUCUCAGUGGUGCUUCUUGGACUCAUAGCCACCGGGAUGUUUCAGUUCUGGCCUCACUCCAUUGAGUCCACGGCUGACUGGACCCUGGACAAACGCAGUGUCCAUGAUGCACCACUGGUUCGCCUCCCUGUGUCCAGUCCCAUUCCUGAGAGGGGAGACCUCAGCUGUCGUAUGCAUACUUGUUUUGAUGUGUACAGAUGUGGCUACAAUCCUAAAAAUCGAAUCAAGGUUUACAUCUACCCCCUGCAGAGGUUCGUGGAUGAUCUUGGGGUUCCUAUCAGCAGCACAGGACUGUCACGGGAAUACAACGACCUGCUCAGUGCCAUCUCUGACAGUGACUUUUACACUGACGAUGUCACUAGAGCUUGUCUUUUUAUUCCGUCAAUUGAUGUUCUCAAUCAGAACUCACUGCGUAUUAGAGAGACUGCCCAGGCACUUGCAAUGCUACCCAGGUGGGACAAAGGGAUGAAUCAUCUGCUUUUCAACAUGUUACCUGGAGGUCCACCUGACUACAACACUGCACUGGAUGUACCCAGAGACAGAGCGUUGCUUGCCGGUGGUGGUUUUUCCACGUGGACCUACAGACAGGGCUAUGACGUCAGUAUCCCAGUUUACAGCCCUCUUUCAGCUGAUGUUGAACUGCCUGAGAGACAACCUGGGCCGCGGCGCUACUUCAUUCUAUCUUCUCAGACCGCCAUUCACCGAGAGUAUCGAGCUGAGCUGGAGCGUUUGAAAGAAGAAAAUGGAGAAGCACUGCUCCUCCUCGACAAGUGUAGUAACCUUUCUCAGGGAGCUGCUUCUGCUAGAAAACGCUGUUACAAGGGCCAAGUGUACGAUUACCCACAGAUCCUACAGGAGUCUUCAUUCUGUGUGGUUUUGCGAGGAGCGCGAUUGGGUCAAGCAGCCCUCAGUGAUGUCCUACAGGCUGGUUGUGUGCCUGUUAUCCUUGCUGACUCCUACAUAUUACCUUUCUCUGAAGUGCUCGACUGGAAAAGGGCGUCUGUGGUUAUUCCAGAGGAGAAACUCUCAGAAAUGUACACCAUCCUAAAGAGUAUUCCUCACAGACAAGUGGAGGAGAUGCAAAGACAGGCACGCUGGUUCUGGGAGGCUUACUUCAGCUCCAUGAAAGCUAUUGGAUUGACAACACUCCAGAUCAUCAAUGACCGCAUCUACCCUUAUGCUGCACGCACAUAUGAACAGUGGAACAACCCACCUGUAGUGAAGUGGUCUAGUGUCAAUAGUCCCCUGUUCCUGCCACUUAUUCCACCAAGAGCACCUGGAUUCACAGCGGUGGUGCUGACGUAUGAUCGUGUGGAGAGUCUCUUCCGGGUCAUCACAGAAAUCUCCAAAGUGCCCAGUUUGGCCAAACUGUUGGUGGUGUGGAAUAACCAGAAUAAGAGUCCUCCAGAGGAAUCACUCUGGCCAAAAAUCGGCGUCCCUCUAAAAGUUGUACGAACGAAAGAGAACAAGCUGAGCAACCGCUUCUUUCCCUACGACGAGAUUGAGACCGAAGCUGUGUUGGCGAUCGACGAUGACAUUAUCAUGCUGACAUCUGACGAGCUACAGUUUGGCUACGAGGUAUGGAGGGAGUUCCCCGACAGACUGGUGGGUUACCCAGGCCGGCUGCACCUCUGGGACCACGAAAUGGGAAAGUGGAAGUAUGAAUCUGAGUGGACGAACGAGGUCUCCAUGGUUCUGACCGGAGCUGCCUUCUACCACAAGUACUUCAACUAUCUGUACACGUAUAAGAUGCCUGGAGACAUCAAGAACUGGGUGGACGCUCACAUGAACUGUGAAGAUAUUGCCAUGAACUUCCUAGUGGCAAACAUCACCGGCAAAGCCCCCAUAAAGGUGACCCCCAGGAAAAAGUUCAAGUGUCCUGAAUGCACUGCCAUUGAUGGACUGUCGCUGGAUCAGACACACAUGGUUGAGAGAUCUGAGUGCAUCAAUAAGUUUGCUUCUGUUUUUGGAACUAUGCCGCUGAAGGUCGUGGAACACCGUGCAGACCCAGUACUCUAUAAAGACGACUUCCCAGAGAAACUCAAGAGCUUCCCCAACAUCGGCAGCCUCUGACCAGUCUGCAGCAGAUGUCUGGACCUCGUCGCAGCCUGAACCAGUCCAGACUUGCCACAGAUAUUGUCUUUUCUAUCGGAUCAUCAAAUGUCAGACUGCAGCAGCACAAACCCAGACUGUUCAGCACACCCUUAUUAGAUUUUUACGUUGGUUUAUUUUAUGUUUGAUUCCAAUAGAGAAGUUUUUAAUGUCAUUGUCUGAAACUCUUCCUGUUGUUGUUGUGCUGAAUUAAUUUUUAAAAAAGGACAAAAGUACCAAUACAAACAAGAUGCCAAAAAUUCCAAACUGCUUGUGGAAGGACAGAGUCAGAUGUUUGAUAAAUAUGAUUGGAGGCGUGUGGUCCCCUCUGUUACUGUUGUGGAGCUGGAAACAGGUCUCCAGCUGCUCUUGAAUCAGUGUAUACAGUGUAUAUACAGUAUAUAAAUAUAUUGCAGCAGUGCUGUAAAGUAGUCAUAAUUUAUUCUAUUUCAACUAGGAUUUCAAAGGUCUAAUACUUUUUUUUUUUCUUUUUUAGCUGCACUGUACAAAAGAGAAAAAAAGUAAAUGCUUUUUUUAAUUUACAUGAUGCCAUAAAGAAUUCACUGUCAUCAGUGUACACUUUAAAUGAAUGUGAUAAAAUACACAGCAUGGACACUAAGAUAUAAUGUACAGUAAAUGGCUCACUUCGGUUAUUCAAAGUUGGUAUUGUAAAUUGUUUAUUUUUUAACGUGAGGAACUGCUGAUGAAAAGUAUUUCUGAGCUACUGGAACAUCUUGAGUUGUAAUGUUUUCUACCUUUGUGAGUCUAACAAAUUUCCCUUUUAUCCUUCAGCUGGUAAAUAUGAGUGCAAUGUUUUUAUUUUCUUCCUUUUAGAUGUUUAUGAUCAUAAUGCUGUUCUGUAGUUUUCAAACAUUCAGUAUUUUAACUUAUGUUAACAAGGAGAACUGUGUUUUUGGACAUAACAUUUCCCUCUGGCCUUUUUUUUAUUUGCCUUUUUUUUUUUUUUUUUUUACAUCAUUGAAACAGUUUUGAUGUUUUGGCUGAGUUUAUGUACAGUUUGUACAUAUAUAUAUGACUUUGUAAUACAUGACAAAUAAAGAGCGCAUUAACAGCU
Sphaeramia orbicularis (orbiculate cardinalfish) is the source of this 3416-nucleotide messenger RNA. It is a transcript of the gene ext2, whose product is annotated as exostosin glycosyltransferase 2. Gene Ontology annotation, molecular function: glycosyltransferase activity. Gene Ontology annotation, cellular component: membrane. The record is from RefSeq and is a predicted model, not a curated record. The transcript is spliced from 15 exons. The coding region runs from base 164 to 2323 and encodes 719 amino acids. NCBI's taxonomy places the organism in Eukaryota, Metazoa, Chordata, Actinopteri, Kurtiformes, Apogonidae.